UCUUGGAUUACUCAAUCUUGGGUUUGACUCGUUUUAUCUUGUUUCCUUGUUGCAUGAUUACAUUUGGUAUGAUUCAAUUUCUGGGUUUUGCUCUGCUUAAUUGUCUAUAGAAGUGAAGUCAUAGAAAAGAAAUUACAAUUUGAUGUUAUUUGAUAACCCAAUUUAGUAUUUAAUUCUGAAUGGUUUAAGCACUAAUAUUAUCUAAUUAAUUGCGUUUAAUAAUGUAAUUUGAAUAUUGCUUACCACUGAAUGCUAAACACUUAAAAUUCAAAAAUAUAUGAAACAAUCUUUAUUUUUGUUAAUACUUAUAAACUUCCGCACUUAAUAAUCAUCUCUUAAAAUUUUUUAUUACUUAAUUUUUAGUUUUAUCAAAAAAGCACUUUAGACUGCUUAGUUGUGGGCGUGUGUGUUUUGUAAUUUGUUUAUUUUCUUGGUUUCUAAUAAUUGAAAAUUUUAUUGAUCAAAGGUUUUUACUUCUUGUCUUUUACUUAUAUGUUCAGAGUCAUCACUGAAAUGUAGUUAGCAAAUAAAAAAUGUUGUGGGGAGCAGAGUUACUGUGACUGAGAUUUUAAACUUUUCACUUGGGUAUUGUUUAACUGGCAUAUUGGUAGUACUUGACAUUGAGAGCAAAAGUUUAGCAUUUUUUUCUUUGAAAACAAUGUAGGUACUCAUUGAAAUGUUAUCUGAAAGGUGCCUUUAUUUCUAGAAAGCAAUCCAUUUGUUGUGCUUCACCAUUUUUUUUCUUUCUUUUACCUUUCCGCUCUUAUUAAUUUACAUUGGGAAGAUCAGUAACACGUUACUGAGUAAGGUACAAAUUCAUAUUUCAUUAGUAUAGUGGUACCUGCGUUAAAUAUUUAGAUAGAAAAAUAAGCAUUCUUGUGGAGUAUAUAUAAAGGAAUCCAAAACAAUUACUACACAAAGAAAUAGAAUUCCUAUUAACAAACAGCAUAUAAAUGCCAAGAAUAUAACCUGCAUAUUUUGCAAUUAACAUGUGAAGAAAUAUUGAAAAAAGAUUGCUCAUAAAGGACUUCAUCGCUUCUGAAAUGUGACCUCUCUUCCUGAGGCACAAUCAAUUCCUGUGAUGGGAUAAUCACUGGUCGUUUUGAAAUGAGAAGCAUUUGUAAACUUCUCUAUGUUCUGAGGCUUUAGUAGUCAAGCUGUGGAUAAUUUUCUUUAAUUAUAUUAUAUUGUAUUUAUUUUUAUUUUUGAUCAGUAACUUCUCAUACAUUCUUGGUUGGUGAGAUACUAUUGUCUUUUCAAUUGUUUUUAAGUUUGAGAGUGAUGGUAUUGAUACGAUGCUACUUUAAUUAGUUAACUGUUUUCAGUUUCAAAUACUAGGAUGGUUGUGGUGGACGCAGUUGCUUUCAGAUAACCAAUUACAAGAAUUCAGGCAGGAAUGCACCAGAGAUAAUGUAUGUAGAAUUUGAUUUCUGCAUGGACUAAAUUGCUAUUUUCUUCACGGUCCAAUCUUCCUAGAGACUUUCAAACAUCAGCAAAAUCUUUGUACGUUAUAUAUGUGUGUAUAUAUAUUAUAUUUAUGUUCGGUCGAUUGAGUAUUGAGAUGGAUGUGGGUAUAGAUAAUUCCAAAAUUAGAUAUGUUGUAACUCUCUUCUAGUUCUCUUUGCUCAUGUAGCAAGUGUGGACAUACCUGGUUCUUGGAAGCAUAUCAAACUUCUUUAGAGCAACUUGGGUCUUUGAUGCGUCCUUUUUGUUUUAUGUAGCAUGUUAUGGUGAUAGCAACAAUUGAAAAUGGGUUCACUGUUAGAUGCAUCAGCAUAAAUUGUGGAUAAAAGGCACUACAGCAGUUGAAAUUGCAUCUGGCCUGCAUUGGUAUUUAAAAUAUUGGUGUGGUGUUCACGUUUCAUGGGACAAGACGGGUGGCAUUCAGAUAAUUUCUGUCCCCAAGCCUGGAGCAUUGCCUCUUGUUUCAGAUGAGGGAGUUACGAUUCUACGUCCAGUCCAGUGGAAUUAUUACCAAAAUGUUGUUACUUCCAGUUAUUCAUAUGUUUGGUGGGAUUGGGGAAGGUGGGAGAAGGAGAUAGAUUGGAUGGCUCUUCAAGGAGUUAACCUGCCUUUGGCAUUUACAGGUCAAGAAGCCAUUUGGAAAAAAGUUUUCUCGGAUUUUAAUAUUAGUGCGCAAGAUUUGAAUGAUUUCUUUGGUGGACCUGCUUUUCUUGCCUGGGCGCGCAUGGGAAAUUUGCACGGGUGGGGUGGGCCUUUGUCACAAAAUUGGUUGGAUCAACAGUUGGUGUUGCAGAAACAGAUUUUAUCUCGAAUGAUAGAGUUGGGCAUGACUCCAGUACUGCCAUCAUUCUCUGGGAACGUGCCAGCGGUACUGAAAGAGAUAUUUCCUUCUGCAAAUAUAAGUAGACUUGGGGACUGGAACACUGUUGAUGGUGAUCCUCGGUGGUGUUGUACUUUCCUUCUCGAUCCUUCUGAUCCUUUAUUUGUGGAAAUUGGAGAGGCUUUUAUUAAGAGACAAAUUAAAGAAUACGGGGAUGUCACCAACAUUUACAACUGUGAUACAUUCAAUGAGAACUCCCCACCUACAAGUGAUCCGACAUAUAUCUCAACUCUUGGAGCUGCCGUUUAUAAAGCAAUGUCCAAAGCGGAUGAGGAUGCUGUGUGGCUAAUGCAGGGUUGGCUAUUCUCAUCAGACUCAUCAUUCUGGAAGCCACCACAAAUGAAAGCACUUCUACAUUCUGUUCCAUUUGGGAGGAUGAUAGUUCUUGAUCUAUUUGCUGAUGUUGUACCCAUAUGGAAGGCAUCGUCUCAAUUUUAUGGCACUCCUUAUAUUUGGUGUAUGCUGCACAACUUUGGUGGAAAUAUUGAAAUGUAUGGCAUAUUGGAUGCAAUUGCUUCAGGUCCAGUUGAUGCCCGUGUCAGUGAGAAUUCGACCAUGGUUGGUGUUGGCAUGUGCAUGGAAGGAAUAGAACAAAAUCCAGUUGUCUAUGAGCUGAUGUCUGAAAUGGCAUUUCGAUCUGAUAAAGUCCAGGUUGAGGAAUGGCUGAAAACCUACUCUCGUAGACGUUAUGGUAAAGCAGUUCAUCAAGUUGAGGCAGCUUGGGAAAUUCUACACCGCACAGUUUACAAUUGUACAGAUGGAAUUGCUGACCAUAACAAUGAUUUUAUAGUUAAAUUUCCUGAUUGGGAUCCAUCCCCAAACACCAGUUCUGAAAUAUCAGAACAAAACCAGCUGCAAAAGCUCUUUCAACCACACGGACACAGAAGAUUCCUUUUCAGUGAAACAAGGUCCCCCUUACCUCAAGCACAUUUAUGGUAUUCUAACCAUGACGUCAUCAAGGCAUUGCGGCUGUUCCUUGAUGCGGGAAGCGAUCUUGCUGGAAGCCUCACGUAUAGGUAUGACUUGGUUGACUUAACUAGACAAGUACUGUCAAAGCUAGCAAACCAGGUGUAUUUGGAUGCAGUGACUGCUUUCCAGGACAAGGAUGCAAAAGCUUUGAGUUCUCAAAGCCAGAAAUUCCUACAGCUCAUUAAGGACACUGAUAAACUUCUUGCCGCCGAUGAUAGUUUUCUACUUGGAACUUGGCUCGAAAGUGCAAAAAAACUGGCCCUAAAUCCUAGCGAGAUGAGUCAGUAUGAGUGGAAUGCAAGAACACAAGUUACAAUGUGGUUUGAUACUACAAAUUCCAUUCAGAGUCAACUUCAUGAUUAUGCAAACAAGUUCUGGAGUGGACUGUUAGAAGACUACUAUCUGCCACGAGCCUCAAAAUAUUUCACUCAUUUGUUGAAGAGCUUGAGACAAAAUGAGCCCUUCAAGUUGGAGGAAUGGAGAAAAGAAUGGAUAGCAUUUUCAAACAAAUGGCAAGCAGAUACCACACUUUACCCAGUGAAGGCUCAAGGAGAUGCCCUAGCAAUCUCAAAUGCUCUUUAUGAGAAGUAUUUCAGCUAAAGACUUGAGCAGAUUUUUUGUGAAUAAAUGAAUAUGUAGAACAUUCAGACGUUCUGAUUUUGUGAAAUUUCACCACUUUGAUAAAACGACUGAUGUUGGUGACAGCAUAAGGUGAAAAACAUUCACUUUGCGUGUUAAAUGGAAAUCAAUCAGGGUUUACUUUAA
This is a messenger RNA of Cornus florida, 4078 nucleotides long. RefSeq names its product alpha-N-acetylglucosaminidase. The record is from RefSeq and is a predicted model, not a curated record. The coding region runs from base 1766 to 3913 and encodes 715 amino acids. The transcript is spliced from 18 exons. Lineage: Eukaryota; Viridiplantae; Streptophyta; Magnoliopsida; Cornales; Cornaceae.